UGAAGAAGGGGUUUGUUAAACUGGGGCAUAAAAACGAUUCGGCAGCAGCAUCAGGGACGGUGGGGUGGUUGUCGUUCCUUCUUUAGGUUUAACAUACCAUAUGUAGAUAAAUUUCGUUUUUAAUAAAAUAGCCCCACCAUCUGCGUUUUAAUCGGUAGCGAACUUGGCAGUUGGCACAGAGGAGCGGGGUGGUCAUUAGCUAAAACAAAGCGGACCCUCUUAGUUUUAGCUCGUGUUCGCUUCGUUAGCCUUUUCUUAUCUUUAAACGAGGACAAUUUGAGGCAAAUGUUGCUCUAAUAAACGGAAACGACAUUAAAGUAUCAUUGUACGAUGGAUCUGCGGUUACUUUCAAUACUAAUGUUAUCAGCGCUUCUCUGUGGCAACAGGGCACAGCAGGAUGGCAGUAUCUGCAUCAAAGCAAACGCUCAGUCGUGUGGGGAAUGCAUCCAGUUCUCUGAGGCGUGUGGGUGGUGCUCAGAUGAAAACUUUCUCACUGUGGGAGAAUCCAAGUCAGCCCGCUGUGAUGAUCUAGAGUCCCUGAAGAAGAGAAACUGUCCUCUCAUCAACACUGAGAACCCACGUGGAAGCUUCCACGUCGACAAGAACAAGCCCGUCACCAACCGCAAGAAGGACGUGGCUGAGAAAGUGAAAGCUGAGCAGAUCACACAGAUUCAGCCCCAGAAACUCACACUGACACUCAGAUCUGGUGAGCCCCAGACUUUCAAUCUGAAAUUCAAGCGUGCUGAGGACUACCCCAUUGACCUGUAUUACCUUAUGGAUCUCUCCUACUCCAUGGAAGAUGAUUUGGAAAAAGUGAAGAACCUCGGCACUGACCUCAUGAAGGAAAUGCAGGCGAUUACCUCAGAUUUCAGGAUUGGAUUUGGCUCCUUUGUGGAGAAGACAGUCAUGCCUUACAUCAGCACAACACCAGCAAGGCUCAUCAACCCCUGCACAGGGAAUCAGAACUGUACCAGCCCCUUCAGCUAUAAGAACGUCCUGAAGCUGACAGACAAAGGAGACGAGUUUAAUCGGCUGGUCAGCCAGCAGCAGAUUUCAGGAAACCUGGACUCUCCAGAGGGGGGCUUUGAUGCCAUCAUGCAGGUGGCAGUCUGUGAGGCGGAGAUCGGCUGGAGGAACGUGACUCGUCUGUUGGUGUUUUCCACCGACGCUGGUUUCCACUUUGCAGGAGAUGGCAAACUGGGUGGCAUCGUCCUGCCCAAUGAUGGAAAGUGUCAUCUGGAGAACAACGUGUACACCAUGAGCCACUACUAUGACUACCCUUCGAUUGCCCAUUUGGUUCAGAAACUCAGUGAGCAUAACAUCCAGACCAUCUUUGCCGUCACUGAAGAAUUCCAGCCUGUUUACAAGGAGUUGAAAAAUCUUAUUCCUAAGUCAGCUGUUGGUACAUUGUCCUCCAACUCCAGCAAUGUGAUCCAGCUCAUUAUUGAUGCUUACAAUUCUUUGUCAUCUGAGGUAAUUCUGGAAAACAGCAGGCUGCCAGAGGGGGUUUCCAUCACCUACAAGUCUUUCUGUAAGAACGGUGUGCAGGGAACAGGGGACAAUGGCAGGAAGUGCUCCAACAUCUCCAUUGGUGAUGAGGUGUCUUUCGAGAUUUCUGUUAAAUCUGAGAAGUGUCCAUCGCACGGCAAGUCCGAGAUUAUUAAAAUUAAACCCCUGGGUUUCACUGAGGAGGUGGAAGUAGUUCUGAACUUCAUCUGUGACUGCGAGUGUGCCGCAAAAGGAGAGCCCAACAGUAAGAAGUGCCACGAUGGCAACGGGACAUUCGAGUGUGGCUCCUGCAAGUGUAAUGAGGGACGUAUCGGACGUCUUUGCGAGUGCAGCAAAGAUGAAGUCCGGACAGAGGACCUGGAUGCAAACUGCCGAAAAGACAACGGUACUGAUAUCUGCAGCAACAAUGGUGACUGUGUGUGUGGCACAUGUGAGUGCAAGAAACGGGAGAAUCCUGCAGAGGUUUACAGCGGAAAAUACUGCGAGUGUGACAAUUUCAACUGUGACCGCUCCAACAACAAGCUCUGUGGAGGACAUGGGCGAUGUGAAUGCAGGAAGUGCAUCUGUGAUACCAACUACACAGGUAGUGCCUGCGACUGCUCAACGGACACCUCACCCUGCAUUGCCACAAACAAGCAGAUCUGUAAUGGCCGCGGUACAUGUGAAUGUGGAACCUGCAAAUGCACCAACCCCAAAUUCCAGGGUCCAACUUGCGAGAUCUGUCCCACCUGCCCCGGCGUCUGCAGUGAGCACAAAGAUUGUGUGCAAUGCCGAGCUUUUGAAGCCGGUGAGAAGAAGGAUACAUGUGAGCGGGACUGCAGCUACUUCCAGCUGAUCAAAGUGAAGGAUCGUGACAAGCUGCCUCAGCCCACGGACCAGAGCUUCCCACUAACUCACUGCAAAGAGCGAGAUGCCAAUGACUGCUGGUUCUACUACACCUAUGCCAUCAGGAAUGACACCAAGGAGGUUUUUGUGGUGGAGAACCUGGAGUGCCCAGCAGGACCUGACAUCAUACCCAUCGUGACAGGUGUGGUAGCAGGCAUUGUGCUGAUUGGCCUUGCCCUGCUGCUCAUCUGGAAACUGCUCAUGAUCAUCCAUGACCGCCGAGAGUUUGCCAAGUUUGAGAAGGAGAAGAUGAACGCCAAGUGGGACACGGGUGAGAAUCCAAUCUACAAAAGUGCUGUAACAACUGUCGUCAAUCCAAAGUAUGAGGGCAAAUGAUGGAGCAUUGCCUUCACUGUGACAACACUGUAUGGAAAAGGAAAUGGGCUGGAGUGAAGGGAGGGCUGGGUUUAAUUUUACUCACUGUUUUGUUGUAGCCACCAAACGAUAGCAAUGUAUUCUGCCACUGUUUUGGUUUGUUUCACUAAUUUUGGUUUAUUUUCUUUACAUCAAAUGUGUACAGUCUGUAUAAAUGUAGGUCUUCUUCUGCAGAAGUGAAGAGAAUGUUUUGAACAGUUUUUUUUUUUGCCACAGGACUGGCAAAGUAACAAAGCCUAACUGUGGUGUGUUUGUAUAGAACAGGGGUUUUCAACUAACUGUGACCCGGGCACCACCAUUUUGACUAAGAGGUAACCUUAGGACCACUAUUGUGGGGUGGGUAGACCGGAUGGCCACUGUUUUAAUCUUGAAAGUCACUUUGGCUUUUCUAAAUGUUUAUAUAUUUGCAUGAAUUUGAUUAUUUGCAUGCAAUAAGAAAAACAUAAAAAUUAAAAAAGAUUACUACAGUGAAACUACAUUAUUGAAUACAUGAUCAGGGAUGACCUGAAAUCCCUUCACGUACCACCAGGGGACCACGGACCAUUGGUUGAAAACCUCUGGUAAAGAACCAUCAAGCCAUCAGUGUCUUUGUUGAAGGUGGAAUUAAAAGUUAAUAAUGGGCCACAAAUAAGGGAUUCCUUUAAAAAAAAAAAAAAAACAACAUGUACACCAUGUUGAGUGGGUGUCAGUCUGUUAGUCGGUGUUCACCAAAAAAAGCAGGUGAGCAGAGGUCUUAAGAUUGAUUUGCCACAUAUGUCCGUAAUCAUUUUGACUGAGUAGGUGUCACUUCUUGUUAAAUGUUCCUCUGGAUUGAACUCUUCAAUUGUAGCACUAGUUGGCGCCAUGUGUGGCAGCAGUGAACUGUGUACAGUUUGUUUUUGGGUUCUGUGUAAAGCCAUAUAUGUAUUCACAGAGAAAGGCUGAAGGUGUCAGUAUGUCUUUUUUUUUUUUUUUUUUUUUUUUUUUUUUUUUUUUUUUCUGGAGAUUUAAUCCCUAUGAACAAUCAGUUGAAAUGUCUUUGUCUAGAAAAGAUUUUUGUCUUGGGCUGCCUUUCUAGACGAAAAGAUGAAAAGACAUCAGUGUACAGUAGAAUUACUGUCUGACUUCAGGUUUUACUUUCUUAAUUUAAAAACCAACUCAGGUCAAUUUUUCACAGUGAUACCAAAUACAUGCAAGCCUGCCUUAUUCUUAUGAGCUAAACUUGCUUAUAUUGAAAUCCCUUGUUUUAUUUGUAGUAUAUGGAUUGAGAAAGGGCUUCUUUUUCUUUUUACAUGUCAGUAAUUCUACCCGUCUUCAGUGGUGCUUCAAUCAAACUUUUUUUUACUGAAAAGAAAUAGGAAUGGUGACGAUGUCACAUAGACCAGUGGUAAGGGAAUGAUCUCUGGAUCACUAGAACAUUUGGUUUUACCCGUCACUGUUGCUUAAGUGCCUUUUUUAAAUUCCUACCACACAUUCACAUUUGCAGUUCUGUAUUUCUGAAAUUAUUUAUUGAAUAAAUCUUUAAAACAAAA
Messenger RNA from Monopterus albus (swamp eel), 4280 nucleotides. Its product is annotated as integrin beta-1-like. The record is from RefSeq and is a predicted model, not a curated record. The transcript is spliced from 16 exons. Gene Ontology annotation, cellular component: integrin complex; synapse; focal adhesion. Bases 331 to 2730 code for a protein of 799 amino acids. Lineage: Eukaryota; Metazoa; Chordata; Actinopteri; Synbranchiformes; Synbranchidae. Gene Ontology annotation, biological process: integrin-mediated signaling pathway; cell-matrix adhesion; cell-cell adhesion. Gene Ontology annotation, molecular function: collagen binding involved in cell-matrix adhesion; fibronectin binding; protein kinase binding.